UAAUUCACCAAGUUGUUUUUCGCGGGACCCUAAACGACGUCGCUCUUUGUUCUUCUUCACCGGACGGCUCGCCGUUUCGCACGCUCCGCGGCUUCGGCUCUGGUUCCGUAUAUUUCUUGUACAGUUCAUAAAUUUCAGGGAAGAAGAAGAAGAAGAAUCAAAAUCAAAGGUUCAAAACGAGGGUUGACGCCAAAAGGGGUCGUGAAUUUUUUUUCCACCGGUCAUUAAUUAUUAUGGCGGACAAGAACAGGAUAGCCUCUCCGCCAUUCGACCAAUUAUGGCAUUCCAUUUGCCCUUGAUUUCCUUAAUCGAUUUGUUUUUACUCUUUUCUAUUUAUUUUUGAGUCUAUGGUGUUUCCGUUUUGAAAUGCAUGUGAGAUAUGGUUUCGACUGGGGGAAUUUCGUUUCCGGGAUGUGUGCCGCCGCCGCCGCUCCGCCACAAAUCAUUCUCGCCGCCAUCGGCGUUUGGGUUUGCAAGGUUUUCCAAUGGGAUUAGCUUCAAAUCAAUGGUGGUUGUUUGUGAUGGGGCUGAGAAAAAGGGUUCGAGGGCGGUGAUUGUUAAUGGGAAGGUCGAUGGUUUGGGUAAGAGUGAAUGCGAGAUUGAUUUAGAUGCUACCUUGGGCAAUGGACAUGCUGGAAACUCUGGGAAAAAUGCUGGAGUGUUGUCGACAGUAGGAAAUUCUACCAAUAUCAAGUGGCAUGAAUGUUCAAUAGGAAAUGUUGAAAGACAGAGCCUUCUCAACCAGAAAGGAUGUGUCAUAUGGAUCACAGGGCUCAGUGGCUCAGGGAAGAGCUCUGUGGCUUGUGCCUUGACUAAAAGCUUAUACAAAAUGGGAAAGUUGGCUUAUAUUCUUGAUGGGGACAAUGUUAGGCAUGGCUUGAAUCGUGACCUUGGAUUUAAAGCCGAAGAUCGUGCGGAGAACAUAAGGAGGGUUGGUGAGGUUGCGAAACUGUUCGCAGACGCUGGAGUUAUUUGUAUUGCUAGUUUGAUCUCUCCAUAUCGAAGGGAUCGAGAUGCCUGUCGUGCCAUUUUACCUGAUGGAUACUUUAUUGAGGUGUUCAUGGAUGUUCCUCUUGAAAUUUGUGAAGCACGAGAUACGAAGGGACUGUAUAAGCUUGCACGGGCGGGGAAGAUCAAAGGCUUUACCGGUAUUGAUGAUCCAUAUGAAGUACCAUUGAAUUGUGAGAUUGUACUGAAACACAAUGGAGGUUCCCCAUGCGACAUGGCAGAUAAAGUGAUGAGUUACCUUGAGCAGAAGGGCUUCCUGAAGGCUUAACUCAGAACACAAUGAAUAAGGGGCCUCAACAACUGAAGUUUUGGUUCAAAUUUUCACUCUGUUUUAGAGCAAAUCCACUUUAACUAAAGUUUUGGCUUUGCUUCUUGUCUUUGUUACGUCUAGUUUGCUACUCCUUUGACCUCUUCUUUCUCUGAAUACAGAUAGGAAUGAAGGUUUGACAUAGAACGUUGUCUGAAAAAGGUUGCAUGUGAUGAUAGAUCAAUUCAUUUUGCUAUUUUGCUAUUUUUUUCUC
This is a messenger RNA of Cucurbita pepo subsp. pepo (vegetable marrow), 1529 nucleotides long. RefSeq names its product adenylyl-sulfate kinase 3. The record is from RefSeq and is a predicted model, not a curated record. Gene Ontology annotation, molecular function: adenylylsulfate kinase activity; ATP binding. Lineage: Eukaryota; Viridiplantae; Streptophyta; Magnoliopsida; Cucurbitales; Cucurbitaceae. Gene Ontology annotation, biological process: sulfate assimilation.